GAUGAUGAUAGCCAAACAACAAUCAUGCCCACAACUCCUGCCACUGAUUUUCAUCACUCUAGGCCUCACUCAUGCCACCUAUGGAGGCUACCUGAUAGGCAUCGGGAGCUACGACAUGACCGGUCCAGCUGCAGAUGUGAACAUGAUGGGGUAUGCCAACAUUGGGCAAAACUCCGCUGGGAUCCAUUUCCGGCUAAGGGCGAGGGCCUUCAUUGUGGCUGAGGGUCCCCAGGGGGUCAGGUUUGCUUUUGUAAAUCUUGAUGCUGGAAUGGCUUCACAGCUUGUUACGAUCAAAGUACUUGAGAGACUCAAAUCAAGGUAUGGGAAUUUGUACAAUGAAGAUAAUUUGGCAAUCAGUGGCACUCAUACUCAUGCAGGGCCAGGGGGCUAUUUGCAGUAUUAUGUUUACUCUAUAACUACUGCAGGCUUUGUCCCUCAGUCUUUUGAUGCCAUUGUCACUGCAGUUGAGCUGAGUAUAGUUCAGGCUCAUGAAAACCUCAAGCCUGGUUCAGUUUUCAUCAACAAGGGGGAUGUAGAGAAUGCAGGAAUUAGCAGGAGUCCAAGUGCUUACCUUGUCAACCCAGCAGACGAGAGAGCACGAUAUUCAACUGAUGUUGAUACCGAAAUGACCCUUUUGAAGUUCAUCAAUGGGGAGAGCGGGAAGAGCAUUGGAGCAUUCAGCUGGUUUGCAACACAUGGUACCUCUAUGAGCAAAGACAACAGGCUUAUCAGUGGAGACAACAAGGGUGCUGCUGCUAGAUUCUUCGAGGAUUGGUUCACUUUCACCACCAAAUCAUCCUCCAAAGUCAUUGCCAACACAUCUGCUACAUUAUCAGAUAGCAGACUGAUUCAAAAGGCCAAGGAAAUCAACGCCACAGGAGGGACAAGUUGUGGGAAAACAACCAGCCAAAGCUUCAAAGUUAGGAAGAAUGAUAACUCCCGAUUUGUGGGAGCGUUUUGCCAAUCCAAUGUUGGAGAUGUGACUCCAAACGUGCUUGGCACAUUCUGCAAUGACACUGGAUUGCCUUGUGAUUUCAAUCACUCCUCAUGCCAUGGCAAUAACCAGCUUUGUCUGGGGCGUGGACCAGGAUACCCUGAUGAAAUACUGAGCACAAAGAUCAUAGGGGAGAGACAGUUCCAAACGGCAGUGGAUCUAUUCAAGUAUGCUAAAGAGGAAUUGACAGGGAAGGUCGACUAUCGCCAUACGUAUCUGAAUUUUACAGAUAUUGAGGUGGAGUUAGAUGGAAACAAUGUGGUCAGGACAUGCCCUGCAGCGCUUGGCCCAGGUUUUGCCGCUGGAACUACAGAUGGACCAGGUUUCCCUGGAUUUCAACAAGGAGAUACAGAGAUCAGUGAGGAGUGGAAGAGGUUAAGAGACUCCCUGAAAAAACCCAGCAAGUACCAAGAGGACUGUCAACAGCCCAAGCCUAUUUUGCUUGAUACUGGUGAAAUGUUCAAACCCUAUGCCUGGGCACCAGCCAUACUUCCCAUUCAAAUACUCAGGUUAGGGAAACUGGUCAUCCUUUCUGUGCCAGGAGAGUUCACAACAAUGGCAGGGCGGAGACUAAGGGAGGCAGUUAAGGAGACGCUUGUAAGUAAUGGAAAUGGGGAAUUUGAUGAUGACACCCAUAUUGUAAUAGCAGGUCUCACAAACACUUACUCGCAAUAUAUUGCAACUUUUGAAGAAUACAAGCAACAACGAUAUGAGGCUUCUUCAACACUUUAUGGUCCACAUACAUUAUCAGCAUACAUCCAGGAAUUUAAGAAAUUAGCCGAAGCAAUGGCAAAGGGAGAAAACAUGAUCAAAGGCCCACCACCACCAGAUCUUUCUUCUGUUCAACAAAGCUACUUAAUUGACCCUACUGGUGACUCACCUCCCCCUGGCAAAAAUUUUGGUGAUGUAAAACAAGACAUAACUAUACCAAAACGCGGCUCAUUCCAAAAGGUAGAAAGGCCAAGUGCCACAUUUUGGAGCGCAAACCCUAGAUAUGACCUAUUGACAGAAGGCACAUUUGCAGUGGUAGAGAUGCUUCAAGGGGAACGGUGGGUUCCGGCCUAUGAUGAUGAUGAUUUCUGCUUGUAUUUCAAGUGGAAAGUAGAAAGUGGUACCUUCUAUGGCCUAGCAACCAUUGAAUGGGAAGUGCCAGAGGAUGCUGUCUCUGGGGUUUACCGGCUAAGGCACUUUGGAUCAUCAAAGAAAACAAAGGAAUCCCCAACAGAAUAUUUUACCGGUGCCUCUAGUGCAUUUUCAGUGUCAUAAAGAGGAACUCACUGAGUUUAUUAGGCACAUGUCCUUUGAACACAGAAAAAUAAGAGCAGUUCAUCCUUCAACAUAUAGAUUCAUAAUGGAUACAUCUAUACCAAAAGGACUAAAAUGUUUGUA
Molecule: messenger RNA, 2383 nt
Organism: Vitis riparia (riverbank grape)
Lineage: Eukaryota; Viridiplantae; Streptophyta; Magnoliopsida; Vitales; Vitaceae
Product: neutral ceramidase 2-like
Exons: 9
Coding region: 2-2260 (752 amino acids)
Biological process (GO): sphingosine biosynthetic process; long-chain fatty acid biosynthetic process; ceramide catabolic process
Cellular component (GO): extracellular region
Molecular function (GO): N-acylsphingosine amidohydrolase activity
Source: RefSeq, a predicted model, not a curated record